Photinus pyralis (common eastern firefly) is the source of this 1332-nucleotide messenger RNA. Its product is annotated as cyclin-dependent kinase 2-interacting protein-like. The coding region runs from base 130 to 795 and encodes 221 amino acids. The record is from RefSeq and is a predicted model, not a curated record. NCBI's taxonomy places the organism in Eukaryota, Metazoa, Arthropoda, Insecta, Coleoptera, Lampyridae. The transcript has 4 exons.
CCCACAGAACAGUGUAAAAUUUAAAAUUUUGUUCUGUUUUGCAUCCGUUGGUCGUAUGUGGGAGUAUGGAGCUUAUUUUCAAUUUAAAACUGUUUGACGGUCAAGACUUCUUGCUCUGCUAUUUAAACAAUGCCACGUUUUAGAUUGUUUCACUUGCCGUUUGUCAACAAAAUUUUGGAUUUAAUAAAAAUGUCAACGUCACCCAAUAAAUCUCGAAAUGUAGAGAAACAUUUUUCACCUAUCACCUUGCCACAAAGCCCUGCAGGGAUAUCAUCACACAAAAAUCUGACUGGAUUACCUCGAGUUGCAAGGGAUAUCGUUGCAGACUUAUACAAUAAUAUUCAACGAUGGAAUGAUAAUCAUAUAAGAGGAGCAAACAUUACAAAAAGCAUUGCUCAUUUAAAAACAAAUAACAUUGCCGACUAUUCAAAGAACUUGGAGAAUUUAACGAGCGAUUUAUUUGAUGUGGUAGAAAAGUUGUCAGGCAUCUCCGAGGCCUUUGAUUUUCUAUGCAGCCAAAUGAAGUCCUUGGUUAAGCUUCAUAAAAAAACAACUACAUUAUUUAUUUCCAUGCGUAAUGAACAAUUGGCAGAUUUUGUAGAGGCAAUCACGUCUGCGUACAAAGGAGAAUUGAAAGUUAAGAAGUUUGUGUUGGAAAAUAUCGCACAUGCGAAGAACAAAAAUGAGGUAAUGUUUUAUGCUGUGUGUUGGGCACAUCAACAAAAAGUAAAUGUAGAAACAAAUGUAAAAUUGGAAGCAUUGUUAACGGAAACAGGACAUAGACGAAUUAUGUAGUGAUGAAUACUAUAAUGAAGCCUAUAAUUAACAAUAACAGUUUGCAAUAAAGCGGUGACAUCUAAUCUAACUUGGACAAUUUUGUAGGUUAAAAUGCAAGUGAAAAAUUGAAAAUGUAAAUAGUGUUGUACUCUUAGAUCAGUAUGAUCUAAGGAUGUACUUGCCCAUUGCAGUCUUUAAUAACAAGUUUUUUUGUAAAAUUGGCAAUGCUGCAGAAUGAAGUUUCCAGUUUUUAAAACCACCCGCCCGUUAGUAAGGGGGGUUUGCAUGGGUAAAAAAUGACCGCUCAUCUUUUAAUGGAAGAAACAGAAAUCCGAAUUAAACAAAAUCUCGAUGUUGUCGAUCGGUCUGUGCUCUCAUUUUUGGCUAAAUGGCUGAACCGAUUGGAAUCAAAUUUGGUACACAUAUUCUAGACAUAAAAGCAAGAACUGAAAAGCCUUAUUUGGGCAGAACGCGCAUGUGGUGCUAACCACAGCAAAUUUUUUGUUAUAAGUUAAUUAUGAAAAUUUAAGUAAAAUGAAACAAAAAUGCGAAAAA